AUGUACCGCAGCAUGAAGAGCUUGGCCCUCUUGGGUCUCCUGGGCCCGACCUCGCAGGUCUUUGCCCACCCCGCCACUGGUCACAACAUUGGCCGUCGUGGUGUUGACAUUGAGGCCUUCCGUCUGCCUCAGCUUGGAUCCUACACCAAUGCCACUCAGACGGAGGCGAGCCCGCCGAUUGCGCUUCUGAAGCGUGAGAGCUACGUCGACACGGCCACCGAGCUGGUCAAGAAGCUCGCCCCCAACGCCGAGUUCCGUCUUGUUGGUGAUCACUACGUCGGUACCAAUGGUAUUGGUCAUGUUAACUUCAAGCAAACUGCUCAUGGGCUUGACAUUGACAACGCUGACUUCAAUGUUAACAUCGGCAAGGAUGGAAAGGUUUUCUCGUUCGGCAACAACUUCUUCAAGGGAGAAGUCCCUGAGGCUAGCCCCUUGAAGAAACGGGACUUCAAGGACCCGGUUUCCGCACUCAGGGGUGCCAAGGAUAUUCUUCAGCUUCCCGUCGAGGCCGGCUCUGCCUCCGCUGAGCCCAAGGAGGGCACAGAGGUCUACUCUAUCAAGGGAACUUCUGGUGCUGUCUCUGACCCCGAGGCCAAGCUUGUCUACUUCGUCAAGGCUGACGGCUCUCUCACCCUCUCUUGGCGCGUUGAGACCGACAUCACUGAGAACUGGCUGCUGACUUACGUCGAUGCUGAGACUGGAACCGACGUCCACGGUGUCGUUGACUAUGUUUCCGACCUGGCCAACUACCGCGUCUACCCUUGGGGUAUCAACGACCCUACUGAGGGCGAUCGCGUUUUGGUUACCGACCCCUGGGACAUCUCUGCCUCUCCUUUGACCUGGCACAGUGACGGUACCACCAACUACACCACCACCCGCGGAAACAACGCUAUUGCUCAAUCCAACCCCAGUGGCGGCACCGCGUAUCUCAACAACUAUCGCCCUACCAGUGCGUCGCGUAACUUCGACUACGAGUACACAACCAGCUUGAGCACUCCGUCCUCCUACAUCGACGCUUCCAUCGCCCAGCUCUACUACACUGCCAACCACUACCACGACCUGCUGUACACUCUUGGCUUCACCGAGUCGGCAGGCAACUUCCAAAUCAAUAACAAUGGCAAGGGCGGUACUGGCAACGACUUCGUCGUCCUCUUUGCUCAGGACGGUUCCGGAACCAACAAUGCCAACUUUCUCACUCCUCCUGAUGGCACCAACGGCCGAAUGCGCAUGUACCUCUGGACUUCGUCGACUCCUCGCCGCGACUGCAGCUUCGAGGCCGGUGUCGUUAUCCACGAGUAUACUCACGGCCUUUCUACCCGUCUGACUGGCGGUCCCGCCAACUCUAAUUGCCUUAACGCUGUCGAGUCCGGCGGUAUGGGUGAGGGCUGGGGCGACUUCUUCGCCACGGCCAUCCGUCUCAAGCCGACCGACACUCGCGCAACUGACUACUCUAUGGGUGCCUGGGUUUACAACAACCCUGCAGGUAUCCGUUCUGUUCUCUACUCCACCUACUUGACUACCACCCCCAACACGUACUCGACCAUCAACGGCGUAACGAGCGUUCAUAGAAUUGGCGAGACUUGGGCCACCAUCCUCUACGAGGUUCUCUGGAACCUCAUUGACAAGCACGGCAAGAAUGACGGCCCUCGUCCCGAGUUCGACAGCAACGGUGUCCCAACCGACGGCAAAUACCUCACGCUCAAGCUCGUCCUUGAUGGCAUGGCUCUGCAACCCUGCUCCCCCAACUUUAUCCAGGCUCGUGACGCCAUCCUCGACGCCGAUACCGCUCUUACCGGCGGUGACAACCAGUGCGAGCUCUGGACCGCCUUCGCCAAGCGUGGUCUUGGCUCCGAUGCUGUCUACAGCUCUUCUAACCGCCGUAACGGCUUCACCAUCCCCACUGGUGUUUGCUAA
This is a messenger RNA of Colletotrichum spaethianum, 1914 nucleotides long. Its product is annotated as extracellular metalloproteinase mep. Gene Ontology annotation, molecular function: zinc ion binding; metalloendopeptidase activity. The transcript has 3 exons. Lineage: Eukaryota; Fungi; Ascomycota; Sordariomycetes; Glomerellales; Glomerellaceae. The record is from RefSeq and is a predicted model, not a curated record. The coding region runs from base 1 to 1914 and encodes 637 amino acids.